AUGAAGAAGUUUCGAAAGGUGUUGGACGGCUUGACCACCUCCUCUCCGGGAGGAACUAUCGGAUCCCCAUCGGGCGGCAGCGCGGCCGGGACUCCCACCGCGACACCAACUCCCAGGGAAAUCGACAUCCAGGAGACGCUCGUUUCGGAAAACUUUCAGCUGUGUAAGACGGUGCGUCAUGGUUUCCCUUAUCAGCCCACUGCUUUGGCCUUUGACCCUGUGCAGAAGAUCCUGGCCAUUGGCUCCAGGACAGGGGGUGUACGGAUACUGGGACGACCCGGGGUGGACUGCUACUGUCAGCAUGAGAGCGGAGCAGCGGUUCUUCAACUGCAGUUCCUCAUCAAUGAGGGGGCGCUGGUCACAGCCUGUGCAGAUGACACGCUUCACUUGUGGAAUCUCCGUCAGAGGCGGCCAGCUGUCCUUCAUUCACUCAAAUUCAACAGAGAGAGGAUCACAUUUUGCCACCUUCCCUUUCAGAGUAAAUGGCUGUACGUGGGGACAGAGCGUGGAAACACACACAUCGUCAACAUUGAGUCCUUCAUUUUGUCUGGAUACGUCAUCAUGUGGAACAAGGCCAUAGAACUAUCAACUAAAACUCAUCCAGGACCUGUGGUUCAUUUAAGUGACAGCCCAAAGGAUGAAGGCAAGCUGCUUAUAGGGUUUGAGAGUGGGACGAUCGUACAAUGGGACCUCCGGCUUAAGAAGGCCGACUUCAGAAUCUACUACGAUGAGGCCAUCCAUUCAGUCAGCUGGCAUCAUGAAGGGAAACAGUUCAUGUGCAGUCACUCAGACGGCAGCCUAUCGAUGUGGAACCUCAGAAACACCACCAAGCCAUUCCAGGUCACCUUCCCUCAUGGAAAGAUACAGAAGGAUGGGAGAAAGGAGUCAUGUAAACCCAUACUUAAAGUGGAGUACAAGACCUCAAGGAACAGCGAGCCUUUUUUUAUCUUCUCUGGCGGUCUUUCAUAUGACAAGGCAGGGCGGCGGCCAACGUUAACCAUCAUGCACGGCAAGGCCAUCACUGUGCUGGAGAUGGACUAUCCUAUUGUAGAGUUCAUGGCACUCUGCGAGACUCCUUACAACAACGAGGUCCAGGAGCCUUACGCAGUGGUGGUGCUUUUGGAGAAGGACUUAAUCGUGGUGGAUCUGACACAGAGCAACUACCCUGUCUUUGAGAAUCCUUACCCCAUGGACAUCCAUGAGUCUCCAGUUACCUGCACAGCCUAUUUUGCGGACUGUCCGCCCGACAUUAUCCCCAUCCUAUACUCAAUAGGAGUUAAACACAAGAAAACUGGCUAUAGCCAAAAGGAGUGGCCAGUCGGGGGAGGAACAUGGACUUUAGGCUCCCACACUUACCCAGAGAUCAUUAUCACAGGACAUGCUGAUGGAUCAAUUAAGUUUUGGGACGCAUCAGCAAUCACACUACAGAUGUUGUACAAGCUGAAGACCUCCAAAGCGUUUGAGAAGCCAAAGCCAAGUGAGGGCAGGGUGGCCGAUUUGGUGGAGGAUGACCCCUUUGCUAUUCAGAUGGUCAGCUGGUGCCCCCAGAGUCGCAUCUUCUGUGUGGUUGGCAUCUCAGCCCACAUCAUCCUGUAUCGCUUCAGCAAAUAUGAUGCCAACACUCAGAUAGUGUCACUAGAGGUGCGCUUACAGUGUGAGGCGGAGGAUGUCAUUUCUCCAUCCGAGAAUGAAAACAAUCCCUGCUUCACAGAGUCCGGCACCCACUCACCACAACCCCACCACCAACACGCAGCUAGCCCCGGCAGUGGGACAACUGAGGGUAACAAAGACAGCAAUCCCUGCCUUAAGGUGAAGGACAGGAUGGUUCGGGUCCCUCCUGGCUACCAAGCAGAGCUGGUUGUCCAGCUGCUGUGGGCAGAUGGAGAACCUCCACAACAAAUCACCAGCCUGGACAUCAACUCUGCUUAUGGCCUUUUGGCGUUUGGGAACUGCAACGGCCUAGCAGUGGUGGAUUACUUGCAGAAAACCAUCCUUUUGUGUAUGUCGACACUGGAUCUGUAUGGAGCCGCAGACCCAUACCAGCGCCUUACCCGCUCCCCACGCAGGAACAGACAGUCCACCUCAGGCCUUACUGAACUCUCUGACAACCAGCAGUCCAUUGACAUGGAUAGAAGCAAGUCGCCCACCUCAGUAAAGGGACCCGGCAGAAAGUUAAGUCUGCCGACAGAUCUUAAGACUGAUCUUGAUCAUGUCAAUGGACAUUGCACUAGUCCCGCCUCCCAGUCCUGCUCGGCAGGGAAGCCUCGUGUCCCGAUGGGUCCCGAGGGGCCACGGCUUACCCGCAGAGGCCCUGGCCGACCGCCCUUCCGCAAGGCCCAGUCCGCUGCUUGCAUGGAGAUCUCUUUGCCUGUGUCCCACACUGAAGCUGCUGCAACAGAGAGUCGUGAAAACUCCUUCAGCCGUUCACGCAGUUCCAGUGUGUCCAGCAUCGAUCGCGACACCAAAGAGGCUAUCACAACACUGCAGUUCGGAGAGUCCUAUGCGCGCAAGAGUGACACCCUGCCCACCCCAUGUCUGUGGGUGGGCACCAGCUUAGGCGUGGUCCUGCUCAUCCCAAUGUCCAUUCCCACCGAUCACGAGGAGAGGAUGGAGGAACCUGUGACCAUCGGCCCCAGCGGCACAGUCCUGAUGCUGAAGGGCUCCGUGUUGCGCAUUAGCUUCCUGGACUGCAUGGGAGCGCUCAUUCAGAGCCCCUACGAGGUUUGGCGGGACCUCAACGCCCAUGAGGACCCUGACCGAAUGCGGAGUCGCAAGCUGGUCCACAUUUCACCAUCAUCCUCCCAGGACACCUGCGGAGAGGGACAUCUGGCGGUGGUGUGCUCCGAGAAGCAAGCCAAAGUAUUCUUGAUGCCCUCGCAGUCUUGCCUCUUUGUCCACAACAUCACUGAGUCAUCCUUUGUACUGAGAGCCGACGUGGUAUCUGUGUGCAACAGUGUGUGCCUGGCCUGCUUCUGUGCUAACGGGCACGUCAUGACACUCAGUUUGCCAAGUCUAAGACCACUCUUGGAUGUCAAUUACCUGCCUCUUGCAGACAUGCGCAUUGCAAGAACCUUUUGCUUCACCCACGGGGGGCAGGCAUUAUAUCUCAGCUCCCCGACAGAGAUCCAGAGAAUUACAUACAGCCAGGAGAUGUGUGACAACCUGCAGGAAAUGCUGGGGGAGCUGUUUACACCAAUAGAAACACCAGAAGCCCAGAACAGAGGCUUUCUAAAGGGCUUCUUUGGAGGAAAUUCUCAUAACUUCGACAGAGAGGAGCUCUUUGGUGAGGCAGCAGCUGGGAAGGGUUCUCGGAGUCUGGCCCAGCACAUCCCUGGGCAGGCGGGGAUGGAGGGCAUGAAGGUGGCAGCUUCCGGAGUGGUGGGGGAUCUGGCACGGGCCCGCAUUGCUCUGGAUGAGAGAGGCCAAAGGCUGGGGGAGCUGGAGGAGCGAACCGCCCUAAUGAUGACCAGUGCAGAAACUUUCUCAAAACACGCUCAUGAGGUGAUGCUAAAGUGCAAGGACAAGAAGUGGUACCAGUUGUAAUAGCAGGAAAGAGAGCUGAGGCUGCCCUUGGACUGCUGGGAGAGUUAUGCCGGGACAGGGACUUUCACUCUACAAAUAAGAGCAAUGAAAGAAAGACUCAAGAGUGACUUUGUCUUCACGGCUUCUGGACUGGCUACAGCACUGUCACGUUGUUAAAGGACGAGCCGGUGUUAGUUCCUUGUCUAGACAUGUAGUGAUGAGGACAGCAAGAGAAUGGUGAAUGGCGGCAUUUGGAGGACUGAAGAUGGAACUGGAAAUAUCCAACAUGUCUGUCUGUGAGUGUGUAUAUGGUGUGGGGUGUUGGGUUUUCUGGACCUCUCUGUGUAGAUACUCAAAAGUUAAGAAACCAACCAGAAAUGCAUGAAACAAACAUGGAUGACUAUUACAAAUAUCCAACUGCCAUAUUAAAAAGCAGCAUGCUACUUUAACAGGAGAUACAAAAAUAAAAAAAGUUUUAUUUAAUGAUGUAAGCCAACAACAGAAACUAUGAAAAACUUUAUAUUUUUUGAAAUAUUGACAAAAAGCUAUAUAUAUAUCUAUAAAGGGAAAUGUAUACCUGCAUUGCUAUUAAGCCAAAACUUGUGUUCCUUUCCCUUCUUUUCUUUAUUUAAAUUUUUGAUUUAUUUAACAUUUUUAUUCUUAGUCUCAGCAAAUAUUAAAUGCUACAAUAUAGAUGCACAUACUUAGCUUUCUCUACACACACUUAAAAUAAUGCUGAAACUAUGUUCUUACCAAUUACUCUGGGCUGCACAGUGCAAACACGAAUCCGUAGUAUUUACACUUACCUCUGCACAGUCUAAUCACACUAAUUUCACUUUUCGGCGGCGGCUGCUGCUACUACUUACAAAAGCAUUAAAUAAUGAUGAGAAAUAUCUCACUCCCCAACUACAGUUGUAUGAAAAUAAGGAACAGAUUGGUGUGAGACGUAUUCUAAGGCUGGAAGACUUAACCGUGUAUUCUGGACACAGUGUGUUUAUAGCUGUAGUAUGAACCUAUAUACUAUUCACGUGCCAUAAAAAACAAGAUGAGUGAAUCCACUCACUGUAAACUAACCAAGAGCUAAUAUGUGGUAGUCAUAUGUUUUCUGUUUGAUCAGAACAGAUGAGACAUAGUACUGGGAGUUGGCCAUAGAGGGCAUUUAUCAAAGUCAAAUAAGUCAGUUUUCUUUAUGAAAAGAAAAAUACAAGGGUGUUUUUUCCUCUGUACGAGUUUAGUGAGCCAUUAGGUUGUGUGUGUGUUUGUUUGUGAGAGAGAGAGAGAGAGAGAGUGCCACAGAUGUUAAAACAACUGGACUCUUUCUCUUCCAAAAGCAAUCAAACAUGAAUGACACCCUCCCAUCUCUCAGCCUCAGUCUUUUAGAAGUUGCGGUUCAUGUGUGUUCAGGAUUGAACCUGAGCAGUUCUCUUUCCAUAAUCACAAACAAUAAUUUUAAAUGAUUGUCAAUGUCUUUGUGGCGGCAGUACAAAGAGGAGUUGGAAUCACAUCCACUUAAUUGCUACCAACUCCCUUGUGAGUCGUUUAUCAGUAAAAGGUUCAGGAGAAGUAACAGUAUUUUUUUUUUCAGUGAUGUUCCGAUGUGAGUCAGUGACGAAACUAUGUACAUGUGUAAUACAUUUGCAACAAUUUCAAAUGAAGGCAAAUAUGUUCUUUUUUUCGUUCAAUAUUGUUCUUGAUGACUAUGGUAUCCUCUUGUCCUAGUCUUAUAUUUGAUGGUGACGGCCUUUCAACCGAAGGCUCUUGUAUGUUUAAAACAACAGAUGUUCCAUGAUACAUGGUUGUGUAUCAUAUUGUGAUUGUGUUGUACAUGUCAAUGGGUAGCCACAUGACACGGGCAAACAACCUUAACUGAGGAGCAUAUUUUGUACUUGUGUAUUUGUCUGUACUUUGAAUUGAUCUGAAAAACCAAACAGGAUUAUUGAUAUCCAUUUCUCACACAUCAGGCCUUUAUGCACACAAGCAUUAACACACAUAAAGCGUUGCGCCUUGAUCAUGUUGACGUCACUCCCACAUAAAACAUGCACAGCGACACGUACACUCAAAACCUAAAAAAAACCAACUAGUGAAUCUAUCUGCAUUACUAGCAUAGACUAGUCAUUUCUGCCUGCUCCCUGUCAGGCUGCAGAGGCAUUACUUUAAACCGAUUUGUUUUCACCAAACCCAAAUCGCCUGACAUCCUAAAUCAGUCCCACGCAGAUUUCAGGAAUUACACAUGAUUUGAUUCAAUUAGGUGUCUUAAACGUGAAAAAAUGAAUUUCUCUCCUAUCUCUGUACCGUCAAUGAGAUUUGUGUCCAGUGCAGUCCUUUUCAAUGGCAGAGAAAACACACAUAAAAACAAAAAAAAAAACAACCAAAAUAAAAUAAUUAAAAAAAUAUCUGACUUCUACUUACAGGGUGUUUUGUUAGUAUGUUUUUCUGUUUGUAUGUUUUUGGUUUUUUAUUAACUGUACAGUUCAAUCUUGAGAGAAAGGUGAAACAAACAAAAAAAAAAAACGAUAAAAGAUAAAGACAUUCUUGGGAUAUUUUUCUCUGUAUAUGUUGUACCUGUUAAUGCUGGUACUGUUCUAUCUGGUAUUCUGGCUCUGUCUAAAUCACUGGUAGUUCUUCACACUGUAGUAUCCUGAAAAAAAAGAAAUUCUCUGGUUUUCGCAAUGAUGGCAGCAAAGUUUGUCUUAUUUAAAUGGAUUCUACCACUUUUUGUUCUUAUUGAUAUUAUACUAGUGUAAUAGAAAUUACUUGACAAAAAAAGAACUGAAAAAUAUGUUGAUGCAAAAGCAAAAUGAAAUAAACAUUGAUUGAUGUA
Perca flavescens (yellow perch) is the source of this 6343-nucleotide messenger RNA. It is a transcript of the gene stxbp5l, whose product is annotated as syntaxin binding protein 5L. Gene Ontology annotation, biological process: exocytosis; Golgi to plasma membrane transport. The record is from RefSeq and is a predicted model, not a curated record. NCBI's taxonomy places the organism in Eukaryota, Metazoa, Chordata, Actinopteri, Perciformes, Percidae. Gene Ontology annotation, molecular function: syntaxin binding; myosin II binding; GTPase activator activity. Bases 1 to 3543 code for a protein of 1180 amino acids. Gene Ontology annotation, cellular component: cytoplasm; SNARE complex; plasma membrane. The transcript is spliced from 27 exons.